CAGACGUCCGCGGUGAAGCCAUAAAUCGUAAAUUGAAAAACACCAGCGACAGCAUAUUUGAUGUUCUGCCGUAGAUACAGUGGUCACACAGGAAAACUUGACCAGCUAGUCGGCAAGUCACAUGGUUUUCAUGACAGUCCUAUCUGCACGCGACUGGGAUCUGCUCGCAAAGGUUAUAAUGAUGGGACCUUUUGUUUAACCCGAAAACUGGUUUGAAACUCAACGUUAAACUACACCACUGAUACAUUCGGUGGCCGUGAGACGUUGUGGUGACACAGCGAGAGCGUCCCGUCAACAUGAGCCCCGAAGGAAAGUCGCUGCUCAACAUCAUCGUCCUCGGCUUCGGGUUUAUGUUCAUGUUCACCGCCUUUCAAACAUGCGGGAACAUCGAGCAAACCGUUCUGAAGAGCUACAACAGCUCAGACUUCCAUGGCAGCGGAUACACCAGUAUGUCCAUCAUCUAUGGCGUGUUCUCGGCCUCCAACCUCAUCGCUCCCUCAGUGGUGGCCGUCAUUGGUCCACAGCUGGCCAUGUUCUUCAGUGGUCUCCUCUACAGUGGCUACAUUGCCAUGUUUAUCCAUCCGCUGACCUGGAGUUUCUACACGGCGUCAGUUGUGGUCGGCAUCGCCGCAGCAGUGUUGUGGACUGCCCAGGGGAACCUGUUGACCAUUAACUCCUCAGACAGCACCAUCGGCCGGAACAGCGGCAUUUUCUGGGCCCUGCUGCAGUUUAGCAUGUUCUUACACACACUGUAUAUCUACAUCGCCUGGCACACAAUCAUACACACAUCAGAUAAGGACCGCCAGACGCUGUUCAUCUCCUUGACGGUCAUUAGUCUGGUGGGGAGCUUCCUGUUUUUCCUGAUCCAGCGGGUCGAACCAGACCCCGCCCCUUCUGAGGCCUCCGAGUCUCUGUUGCCCGCGGAAACCACACUCACAGACAGCAGCCCUGCAGUGCUUGCAGCACCUCCUGGUUUAGGCUUCCAGGCCCUGGACGCCUUCAAGAAGGCUUUGAAGCUGUUUGUCACCAAAGAAAUGCUGUUGCUCAGUAUAUCCAUAGCCUACACGGGGCUGGAGUUGACCUUCUACAGUGGCGUAUAUGGCACCAGCAUUGGGGCCAUGACUGUGUUUGGAGACAACGCCAAGAGCCUGAUCGGCCUCUCUGGCAUCUGCAUCGGCAUCGGGGAGAUCCUGGGAGGGGGCAUAUUUGGGAUGCUGAAUAAGUAUAUCCAGGUGGGACGGAACCCUGUGGUGCUGCUGGGGCUGGUCACACACUUUGUGGGGUUCUUCCUGAUCUUCCUCAACAUCGCCAGCGACGCUCCCAUCGCACCUGAGGAGGGGACACACCUGCAGGCCUUCAUCACGCCCAGUGUAGAGGUGGCUCUGUUGUGUAGUUUCCUGCUGGGUUUUGGAGACAGCUGCUUCAACACGCAGCUGCUAAGCAUUGUGGGAUACAUGUUCCGCGAGGACAGUGCCCCAGCCUUCGCCGUCUUCAAAUUCAUCCAGUCCAUCAUGGCGGCAGUGGCGUUCCUGUACAGUAACUACCUGCUGCUGCACUGGCAGCUGUUGGUGCUGGUGGUGAUGGGUUUUCUGGGCACGCUCAGUUUCUUCGUGGCCGAGUGGCUCGCCGUCCAACGCAAGCGUGACUCUGACUACGACAGCAUCUAACCCGCCCAACCUGCCCUGGUGCACGGCCUGCCUGGUGCCCAACACACACACACACACACGCGCAUACACUGUGUGUGUGUGUGUGUGUGUGUGUGUACUUGCCUGCCCAGGGGUGGGUGGCAGGGGCACAUGAGGGGCGUUCUGUUCCGCUGUGGAAGGCCAGCUGACCACUCCUCAGCACAGGGUGGCACAGUCCAGUCUCUGGGGCUCUGCUGACUGGGGGGGAGCUGGCAUGAGAGACUGUGCCAAGCAGCCAUAUUUUCCUUCCUUCAUUUGUUUUUUGUUUUGUUUUGUGUAAUGUUUGAUUUGUUUGUUUUGUUUUGUGUAAUGUUUGAUUUGUUUGCUAUCCAGAGAACCUGGACAAUCAAGGAAGAAUCCACUGAUGGUGCCUGUUCCACUCCGGUGGAUAAGACUUUUGUGAUUUCACACACACACACACACACACACACACACACUACUUACUACACUGUCACAAAGGGAGAUUCGGUUCGAUUUAGUUUACUUUAUAAGACUCAGGAGAGUGCACUUCUGGACAUCAGUUGGAGUGUGUGUGUGUGUGUGUGUGUGUGUGUGUGUGUGUGUUUCGGGAGAGAAAAAACACUCCCCCUGAAGCUGGAGGUGUGUUGACAGAACUGUUGCAGAAUGAAGGGCCUGGAUGAGCACAGGAGUGAAGUUGUUUUUAUUUAUUUUAUUAUGUUGAUCACCAGGGACAAGUCUGCCAAAGAGUUCGCUGUGACUGAAAGCUUUUCCCCGUCUCUGCAUUGCUUUGUGCCUCGUGUGUGUGCACACCUGUGUUAGUCACUUUGACUAACGCCUCUCCUGAAAGGAUGAGAUGUCGGACAGGAAUGCCUGUGUGUUAGCAUAAUGGCUGUGUGUGUGUGUGUUAGCAUAAUGGCCGUGUGUGUGUUUGUUAGCAUAAUGGCCGUGUUUGUGAGUAACAAACGAAUCUUUGAGUUCUCUGGACAUGAGAGGACUAGAUUGAGGAGACCAGGAGUGAAAAGAAGAGGACUACAAAACAGGAGAACAGGACUACACUUCCUGCAUAUGUAGGCUUACUCUAGAACUGGCCAGGCCUACACUUCCCAUGAGCCUUUGCUGUGCUAUGAGAUUAGCAUUUUGAACACUGGCCCUAUUCAGACCGCAAGCGUGGCAACUGCCUGUCAGCUGCGUUACCUGUAUGUUUUUAUUUCCGCUCCCAUGUUAACAUGUUAGAGCUUGCACACUACCUGCGUGACACGCACGUCUCAGGUGUGGCUUGAGCCGUGCUGAAAACGUGUGCAUGCUACAAAUAGGACUGGCGCCUAUUUUUCACGCAAGCAUAUUGGAAGCGUUUCCAUUCAACGGUGAAGAGAUAUUUUAAUAAUCAGACUGGCUGCAGCAGUGCCACAUCAGGGACGUUUCUCACAUGAAACGCGACGCAGCAGCCAUGAACCAGACUGGCAAUGCACACUCUCUGGUCUCUGCAUUUAUCCCAAUCCGUGAAUUAGUGAAACACACACAGCACACAGUGUACACACAGUAAGGUGAAGCACGCACUAAUCCUGGCGCAGUGAGCUGCCUGCAUCAACAGCGGCGCUCGUGGAGCAGUGAGGCGUUAGGUGCCUUGCUCAAGGGCACUGCAGCCGUUCCUACUGGUCACACACACACACACACACUUGCAGCACGCUUCCAAGGUCAAUAUGGCGAUACGAACUCAAAACGCUAAUUAUGCUGUCGCAAGACAUUAUAUGCAGGCAGACCAAGGUUCCCCAUCAUUCAGAUUCUGGGGCAGACCACGGACAUCAUUUAAAAACCCCAUAUGGAGGAAGGAGGCAUAUUGGAUCCAUACACUUGACACACUUGAGUCUCGAGGUCUAAGUGGAGGAUUAAGUUGAUCUGGUUUCCUGUAGACCUGGAGUAUUUAAAGUGAGUGGACUCGGGUUCCUUCCCUCGGAUCAUCCACGCUGGCUCUGAUAUGCUACAAGUCAUAGAGGGGAUUGAAGAACAAAAGCUCAUGAUGCUUUGAAAUGUGAUAUGAUCUGUUUAUUAUUGCACUGGAACUCUUAUUGUCUUGUGUUUCUUAUAAUGAUUGUAUUUUAUACCACAUAUUUGUCUUUUUACGGGCCGACGCCCCCCCUCUGGCUGAUGAUUGGAGUGCGAGUGGGCCCAGGGAUGCCACAGGCUAAUUGUAGGUGCGGCCCCUUUCCCACACCUGAGGGUGUUCACAUUUUAACUGGACAGGGCCUCUCUCCCCAUGGACUCUGAUGGAGAUGUAACCUACAUUGAAACGUUAGUCAUUUUGCUGCACCGUUCAGAAAUAAAAAGCAUAAAAUAUAAAAAGCAUCGUUAACUUUUGUGUGCCCUGGGGAUCCUCCUUUUACUGCAAAAUAAAAAAAAGUUUUAAUUUUCA
This is a messenger RNA of Alosa alosa (allis shad), 4056 nucleotides long. RefSeq names its product UNC93-like protein MFSD11. NCBI's taxonomy places the organism in Eukaryota, Metazoa, Chordata, Actinopteri, Clupeiformes, Clupeidae. The record is from RefSeq and is a predicted model, not a curated record.